GCUUGAGAAUCAAGAUAGUUGGAUCACAUUGCAGGACCAUCACUGUCCACGUGACAGAGGUAUCUUCCAGAGUUCGCUUAUUCAAACAACAUGGUCAAGUAUCCUGGGGACAUAUUUGUGGAAGAAAACAGUGCACAUAAACCAUAGACUCUUUGCGGUUCUAAAUCAAAAGAAACUUUAAUAACUGUUGUUGUGAUAGCAUUUGAAUUUGUAGCCAUAAGGCCAGCCAGUCUUUGUCUGUAACACUACUUGGCACACUAAUCUAAAUCACAAUGGAUGGUGAAUAUGUCCUAUGUAAUUGGAAAGAACAAUUAUGGCCAGCAAAAGUCUUAUAUAGGUCUGAAACUACGUCAGGCAGUAAAGGGGAAAACACAUUUUCUCUGCAAGUUCAAAUACUUUGUCUAGAUGAGAAAAUUACUGUGGGCAGCAAAGACAUAAAAGUCCUAAGUAAAUCUGAGGUUGAAACCAUUGUGUCCUUACUAGCAGUACAGUCAGAGGUCAGAGUUCCACCUAGGAAGGAGACAGCCUAUGAAAGAUCACUGAAAAUGGCACUGGAAAUUGUGAGAAAGAGAACAACUCAGAGCCAAGAAAGCAUGUCAAAUGAAGAGGUCGCCACCACAGCAUCUGAACGUGUACCACAACAGCAGUCUGAUUCACCUCCUCCUAAAAAGUAUCGGAGAAUUGAAAGCAACCUCCAAGAAGAUGGAGCUUCCAUGUUACUGUGCUCGGAGAGUGAUGAUUCCCUAUCUGAUGAUAAGUUGCAGGUGCGGACAACCAUUGAGAGUAUUGCAAACGAAAUGGAAACAAAGCCAUCACAAAACUUCAGCUGGUGCCAAACUUACCCUUCAUUUCUGGAUGAUGAGGAUGAUAAAAAAGAAGAAAAGAAAAAGAUUGACAUCUCAGCAAUCAUGUCUGUGAAUUUGUCACUCAAAGAAGAAACUGAAGACAUUAAAGAAGAAAAAUAUGUUCCACCAUCAGAAGAUCUCGUUGUGCCUAAGGAGGAGGCCCAAGACAUUCCCCUAGAGGCACCUACAGUUUCCACUGAAUGCUCCAACUUCCCAGAGCAUAGUAUGGAAGAUCCUGGAGAGGGCCCAUCACAUCAGAACCCAUGCUUCUAUGGCAGCCAAAAUCAGUCUUCUGUGGAAUCAGAAAUAGGUGCUGAGAGCACCCUUGCAGGGUGCUCAGGGGAAUACCAGGCUUCACUUCCUGCUUGUAAUCCAGUCAAUAGUGAUCUACUACUUCAGAGACUGGAUUUAGAAGAUCUUGAGGAAGAAGCCCGAGCUUCUGGCAAGCUACUGUCUCUAAAUCCUGCUAGAGCAGCUGCCUUAGAUAAUGAUGAUGAAGAUGAUGAUGAAGAUCUCCCUCGGUUCAUUCUCUGCUAUGAGACACGUGCAUUUGAAACCGGAAUGAUAGUGUGGUUUAAAUAUCAAAAAUACCCAUUUUGGCCAGCAGUGAUAAAAAGCAUUAGGCGAAAAGAGAGGAAAGCUAGUGUGCUCUUUGUUGAGGCAAACAUGAAUCCUCAGAAGAAAGGUGUGAGAGUCUCUUUCAGAAGAUUAAAAAAAUAUGACUGUAAAGAGAAGCAGGCUCUAGUGGAGAAAGCUAGGGAGGAGUAUCGUGAAAGUAUCGAUUGGUGCGUGUCACUCAUCUGUGACUACAGAGUUAGACUAGGCUGUGGUUCUUUUACAGGCUCAUUCUUUGAGUAUUAUGCUGCUGACAUCAGUUACCCAGUCAGGAAAAUAAUCAAACAAGAUACCUUCAGAAAUAUAUUUCCAAAGCUACACAAUGAAGACACAGGGGAGCAAAUGGCUGUGACAUCCCACGCCAAGAGAAUAUCUUUCCAGAAAAUUCUCCCUGACCGGAUGAAGCCUGCUCGGGACCGAGCUAACAAGAACCUGGUAGAUUUCAUUGUCAAUGCAAAAGGAACAGAGGACCAUCUCCUAGGCAUUUUAAAGGGUACAAAAAAAUCCAAAUGGCUGAAAUCAUUUUUGAAUGCAAAGAGUUUCACACCCUGUAUUGAAACAUACUUUGAAGACGAAGAUCAACUGGAUGAGGUGGUGAAAUAUCUACAAGAAAUCUACAAACAAAUAGAUCAGAAGAUGCUAACUCUGAUAAAAGAUGACAAAAUUAAGUUUAUCUUGGAAGUUCUUCUACCAGAAGCAAUUAUUUGCUCAAUUUCUGCUGUUGAUGGCUUAGAUUAUGAGGCAGCUGAGGCAAAGUAUCUAAAGGGCCCAUCCCUUGGCUAUAGGGAGAGAGAAUUAUAUGAUUCGAAAAUCAUAUUUGAAAAGAGACGGAGAUCAUUAGCAAAUGAAGCUCAUUAAUUAUGCCAAGAGUUAAAACCAUAAUGAAAUCUAGAUAUAACUUUAGAAAAGUCAUCGUCUAAAAUUCCCAACAUGAAAUAUUUGCUGAGAAUGCAGGGGAGGGUCCU
Molecule: messenger RNA, 2425 nt
Organism: Phodopus roborovskii (desert hamster)
Lineage: Eukaryota; Metazoa; Chordata; Mammalia; Rodentia; Cricetidae
Gene: Pwwp3b
Product: PWWP domain containing 3B
Exons: 2
Coding region: 273-2318 (681 amino acids)
Source: RefSeq, a predicted model, not a curated record